AAGUCGAGCUCUUAUGUCUCAUUGUUUUCUCAUGGACACUUCUUCAAUGGGCGCAUUCCUGCAGAGGUCGGGGUCAAUGGCAGGUCUGCAUUAUGUCUGAUCCGCUGACGUCGUGGCACAUUAUCCUGCCUAUGGACCUAGAAUAGCGACGCAGCGAGCGUCAUGGCAUGCUUAACACAUUCGAUAUAGCAUCCCGUAAUCUCGACGCUCAGGUGCAGAAGUCUGUGACAAAUUCAUCUGAUAGAAAUUUUUUUCCCGCCCCGCUUUCGUGAAGUUUUGAACUGAUUGCUCCCCAAAGCGUCUUCCUGCGAUGCUGUGCAUGAAAUCGACUCGGUGACUAAAGUUGUGUUCCAGAUUACAAGCCACCUUGAUGCAAUUCUCUUGAAUCCGAGGUUGAAGCCAGCUGUGCGAUACGCUUUGACUUGCAAAGGCUGAAACAAGGGACUCGAAUGUUCUAAUUCCGAUCACGUCGUUUCCUGUCGGGGUUUUUCACGGCCAAUGUUGGUGCACGUAACAUGUCCUCCUACACGAGUUCAACACGCACAACGUCAGAACAAUCUCAAACCAGACGCAACGUUGUAUUUGCAAUGAGAAUACACACUUAUGAACCGCGAGAUCUACAUACGAGUACUUCUCGGAGUAUCGGCUGGUCAGCAGGCAAUUGCUUCUCAACGAUGUUCAUACCGCGAGCGCCAGGCCAUCCGUUCUCACGUCUUGGCGCUUUCGAGUUUCUUGUAGAAAUUUCACAUCCCGACGUCUUGCAUACACCAGAGAACGGGCUCAAGGAUUGAAACAUAUCUCGGCAUGUGUCAAUUCAUUUUGAUUCAGAUACUCCUUGUGUGAGACGCAACUAUUCUUUCACAACCCCCAGAGAAAGUGGCUUUCGUUUUUGUCCACCGAAGGUCUUGACGGUACCGAUAAUCGUUGGACAAUCAUCACGUGCCGAAGCGGCUUCAUGUUCCUUGCUGCAGGCUUCGUUUCUGCAGCGUUUAGCAGGAUCGAAACGUCCGCAUUCUACCCACACUUUCAUUCUGAAUGAAACAUCCCUGGUUCCCUAGAUCCCGCAGCACACCUCCGCUAUCGGACAAUCCUGCCUAGGUGCUAUAUUGAGCGCGGCCCUGAGUAAUCUCUUGUCCAAUUCUCGCAAUCCCACUCAACAAGCCGCAAUCUACCAUUGUGCGUUGCAUAUUACGCAGUAGUUGUGGACUUUGCACGUAACAACAUACGUGUACCAUAGCGUACACCACUGACAGAGAUCCGGUCGCAUCUGGGUGGGGUGUGGUGUUGAUAAGUCCUCGAUAACCAAUGAGGCAGCCGAUCACCUCUUACCAAAACCCCGAGCCAUAUCGGAGGCAGGCACUGUGCAUUGAACCGGAGAAGCGAGUUGUGAGAGAGGAUCUCCUGCAAUCUCCUAUUUGCGAGGUCUGCUUCCACUUCCUGCAUUCAAAGCUUCUCCAAGAAUUCGGAGCCGUCGCAUCGUCACGCACCUACUAUUCAGAUCCUUUCCCUAUAGAAAUGGCAUUUCUGCUCUGUUCGUGCAAGAAUACAGUGAUGCUCCACAACAACCCCGAUUCGCCCAAGCGUCUGGAUCUCGCACUUUAUCUCUCUCAGGAUGAUAAUCCACCUAGUCCAUCAGCUGAAGUUGAUGGUAUCCUGAAAGUCCGCGCUCCGAGUCCUCUGCCAAUCCCGAACGCCUAGCUCGAAACGCCCCGGACGUAGUCCCCUGAUAUCGUGGUGGUCGCGGAAACGAGACAGUCUCCGCCCAACAAUUUAGCAAUGAAAGUGCUACAUAAGU
This is a messenger RNA of Somion occarium, 1795 nucleotides long. NCBI's taxonomy places the organism in Eukaryota, Fungi, Basidiomycota, Agaricomycetes, Polyporales, Cerrenaceae. The record is from the annotation of a GenBank genome assembly.